This is a messenger RNA of Phycodurus eques (leafy seadragon), 2973 nucleotides long. It is a transcript of the gene rufy3, whose product is annotated as RUN and FYVE domain containing 3. The record is from RefSeq and is a predicted model, not a curated record. Gene Ontology annotation, cellular component: cytoplasm. The transcript has 18 exons. Gene Ontology annotation, molecular function: metal ion binding. Gene Ontology annotation, biological process: regulation of axonogenesis. NCBI's taxonomy places the organism in Eukaryota, Metazoa, Chordata, Actinopteri, Syngnathiformes, Syngnathidae. Bases 296 to 2254 code for a protein of 652 amino acids.
CUCGGACCAGGCAGUGACACACCUUCACUAAAUGUACAAUCUCUGCAGGCGUCAUUUGAUGACGCGGGAAAUUAGCAUCGGAUUAGCAAAAAGGAAUGUAGAUGUUUUGUCAUCCGGGGCGCGAGGGCGAAAGGUGGACUGAGGCGUGACUGAUUUUGGAGUGACAUCGGCGGGCUUGCUGUGGACUGUGCAUGGUAGCCACCAUUAUGCGGGUCCGAAGCUAACCGCGACCUAGCUAGAUAGCCGCUGGUCACAUGAAUUGAGUUUGAUCGGAGACUCGCUUCUUCUUACGGGGAUGGCCGACAGGGAUUUACCCACGGCGGGUCUUCCCUCGCGGUCCCCCUCCUCCUACGGGGACCGCGGUUCUUCCGAUGCGAACGGACACCGCCACCGCGACGACAGCCCGGACGAGACCCUCUCGCCCACCUCGGUGAUUUACUUCAAGGAGGCGUUGAGCUCAGUCAACGUGAGGUUCGGGAAGGCUGGCGGCUCCUCCACGUCCCCCACUCCGUCGCCGCGCAAGUAUGACUUCCACAUCGAGAGUGUCGACUCGAAGCGGAAAAAUCCCAAGGACCCCAUCACCAUCGAGAGGCUCAACCUGAUGAACAUGGCCAAGCUGAGCAUCAAAGGUCUGAUCGAGUCGGCGCUUAACCUGGGACGCACGCUGGACUCGGACUACGCCCCCCUGCAGCAGUUUUUCGUAGUCAUGGAGCACUGCCUCAAGCACGGCUUGAAAACCAAAAAGACCUUCCUGGGCCAGAACAAGUCGUUUUGGGGGGCCUUGGAGCUGGUGGAGAAGCUGACGCCCGAGGCCGGCGAGAUAACUGCCAGCGUCAAAGACCUGCCUGGCCUCAAGACGCCUUUGGGAAGAGGACGCGCUUGGUUACGGCUCGCGUUGAUGCAGAAGAAGCUGUCCGACUACAUGAAGACCAUAAUCAACAGGAAGGACCUACUCAGUGAAUUCUACGAGCCCAACGCUCUGAUGAUGGAGGAGGAGGGAGCCGUCAUCGCCGGACUGCUCGUUGGGCUCAAUGUCAUCGACGCCAACCUGUGCAUGAAAGGAGAAGACCUGGACUCGCAGGUUGGUGUGAUAGAUUUCUCAAUGUACCUAAAAGAUGGCGGCCACAGUAGCAAAAGUGCAGAAGGUGACGGUCAGAUCACCGCCAUACUCGAUCAGAAGAAUUAUGUGGAGGAGCUCAACAGACAUUUGAGCGCCUCAGUAAAUAACCUCCAGGCCAAAGUGGACGCGCUGGAGAAGUCCAACACGAAGCUCACAGAAGAGCUGGCAGUGGCCAACAACAGGAUCAUCACGCUACAGGAAGACGUGGAGCGGGUGAAAGAGGAAAGCUCGUAUCAGAUGGAGUCCAACAGGAAGGCUUUGAGAAGUGACUCUGUGGCAGCGGACGGGCCAGCGCUAGGUGAAACACGCAAGCAGCUCAAGGAGGAGACACUCCUUCGACUGGACGUGGAGAAGGAGCUGGAGGUGCAGAUCGGCAUGAAGCAGGAGAUGGAGCUGUCCAUGAAGAUGCUGGAGAAGGACGUGUGCGAGAAGCAGGACGCGCUGGUCGAACUCCGACAGCAACUAGACGACCUGCGUGUCAUGAACCAGCAGCUCAGCCACAAGUCGCAGAGCGCCGACGCCAGCUCCAAGCAGAAGACCGACGCCAUGGCUCGUCUGGAGGACAAAAUUAGCCAGAUGUCAGGCACCGUCAAACAGAUGGAGAGCAGAUGUAAGCAGGCUGAGCGGGAAAAGGAGGCAGCACUGGAGGCCAACCGCCUCUUCAAGCGCGAGUUUGGGGACAAGAUCGAGAGUCUGGAGGUGGAGCUGGAGCAGCUCCGGAAACACAGGUCCAACCUGGAGGUGGAGCUGAGGAGGGAGCGAGAGCACCACCUCGCCAGCACACAGACCGAGGACCUCCCUCAACCUCACUCAGGAUCUCCAGCGAUGAUGAAGGAUGGCCAAGUGACACCAGAGGAAAAAAGCAGCCCAAACUCCAGCUUGUCCCUCUGCCCAUCUGAUGAUGAAGAGGAGGAUUCUUUUGUGGACAUUAGUGAAGCUUCCGUGUGCAGCAUGUGCGAGCAGGAAGACUCCCUCCUUAGAACAAAGAGACAGUGCAAGAACUGCAGCGGCGUGUUCUGCGAGGGCUGCGUGUCCAAUGAGCUGCCGCUACCGUCAUCCAUCUUGCCCGAGGUGGUGUGCACCGCCUGCUACACUCUCUUACUUCAGCAGUACGCUUCCACAUCGCCAGCAUAAAAAGACGCUUUCCUACUACAACUGGAACUGCAACAUGCACUUUUUGUUUUACAAACCAAAGGCUCUCAUCAUGGAUGCUUACAGUGGACCCCCCCCCCCCCCCCCCAUUUAUCCUGGGGGGAUAUAUUGUGGACCCUCCCUCGACAGGUGAAAAGCCAUGAAAUAGAGAGACCAUAUACAUUUUUCAAAACAAAACAGAAACAACCAUUGUUUAUUUAAACACCAAAAUAUUCAACCAAACCAUAUUAUUUUGUCUAAUAAAAGUCUUAAGGGAAAUUUGCUAGAUUUACAGUAAUUGUAAACCAAACAACUGCGACUUCAAAAGACAAAAAGCAGCAACACGUACAAACAAUUGUUCUGUCUCUUCAUUUGUCAUGCUACAUCUCUUCCAGUAGAGCUCAAUGCUGCCAGGCAUGUUGUGGCACAGUAUGGUACUACACUGAAGGCACAUACUGUAACUCUAAAUGCAGAUUUGCCUGUAUCUUGUAAAAACCCAUUUAAAAAAAGUUCACUUAAAAAUCUGCGUUAUAGUGGGGGCCUGAGCAAUGAACCACAAUGUAGCAGAGGUUCACUGUAUCAAAAAAAAAAAAAAAAAUGUGCCUUUUUGUCUUGUCAUGGAGACAUUUCACCUGGUUGUCAAAAUGAAAAGACUGUUUUAAGGAUGUAAAAGUCAGCCUACAAUCUUUUAACCUCCACUUUUUAGAUUAAAAAAAAAAAGA